Messenger RNA from Salvia miltiorrhiza (redroot sage), 1153 nucleotides. Its product is annotated as ethylene-responsive transcription factor ERN1-like. Lineage: Eukaryota; Viridiplantae; Streptophyta; Magnoliopsida; Lamiales; Lamiaceae. The transcript has a single exon. Gene Ontology annotation, biological process: regulation of DNA-templated transcription. Gene Ontology annotation, molecular function: DNA binding; DNA-binding transcription factor activity. The record is from RefSeq and is a predicted model, not a curated record. The coding region runs from base 178 to 954 and encodes 258 amino acids.
CAACAUGUUCGAAGAAACUAGUCAACUCUCUUACCACAACAAAUAAUUCAAAGCAAAAACACAAGAGACAAACAAAUAAGACAUACUCUUUGUUCCUAUAAAAACACCCAUUCUCAUCUCCUUGUUCAAAUCAAGUGUUUUCCCCUCUUACAACCUCGAGCACAACUAAAUCAAACCAUGGAACUUCACUUCCAUAGCUCCUCUUCAACCAACAGCAACAACCACACAACAUAUAAGUCCACAAACAGAAGCCCUAGCAAGAGCAAGUUUGUGGGAGUGAGGCAGAGGCCCUCGGGCAAAUGGGUGGCGGAGAUCAAGAACACGACCCAAAAGAUCCGGAUGUGGCUAGGCACAUUCGACACAGCUGAGGAAGCCGCCCUGGCUUAUGACGAGGCAGCUUGCCUCCUUCGUGGGUCAAACACACGCACCAACUUCUUGAACACCAUGCCUUGCAACCCGGCCCUCUCCUUGAAGAUCAAGAACUUGUUGAAUCAAAAGAGGAGCCAAAAUAAGGCCAUUAGCCCUCCAACUUCUGCUACAAGGUAUGCUGAUCAAGAUGUCAAUGGCAAGGCCAUUGAUACUACUACUAGUAGUAGUAGCUCUCAAUACACUACUAAUGAGAGCUUUAGCAGCAACCAAAUCCAAAUGGAGGGCUCUCUUGAUUUCACCUCCAAUCCAUGUGAGGAUGCGUAUAAGCCCGAUUUCAGCCAUUUCACGCCCGGAUAUGAGAUGAUUACCCCUCAUUUCAAUCUUGACAAGGCUGCAGACGCGCCUAGAAGAGGCGCGAAUGAGGCGCCUUCUUUCUCGGAUUUUGAGAGAAUGAAGGUUGAGAGGCAGAUAUCAGCAUCACUCUAUGCCAUGAAUGGCAUAAAUGAAUACUGGGAUACCAUCAAUGACUCAAAUGAUGCUUUGUGGGAUAUUCAAACUCUCUGCCAAAUGUUCUGUCCAAGUUAAAACAAAUACUAGAUGGAUUCCCUUUUUUUUUUGCAAUUUUUGAGCAGUGGCUAAAUCAAGUUAGGAAGAAAGUGAUUGAGGUUGUUGUUAGAUUUGCUUCAUAAACUUCUAGAGGGAUCAUCCAAUGUGCCUCAAAGAUUUAUUUUGUAUUUUAAUUUUCACCAACUUUUGGAACAUGAACAACUUUGCCUCAUCUUUA